Messenger RNA from Culex pipiens pallens (northern house mosquito), 3894 nucleotides. RefSeq names its product cilia- and flagella-associated protein 57 (gene tous). The coding region runs from base 177 to 3800 and encodes 1207 amino acids. NCBI's taxonomy places the organism in Eukaryota, Metazoa, Arthropoda, Insecta, Diptera, Culicidae. The transcript is spliced from 7 exons. Gene Ontology annotation, molecular function: protein binding. The record is from RefSeq and is a predicted model, not a curated record.
ACGCAGCAGUCGCAUUUCCACCGUUGCUAAGAUGCCUCCCGCCCCCAAUUGUCAGGUUGCACAAUAGUUGUUUAUUUUCCUGGCCUCAUUUCCUGGGUUCAGUUUUCCAACGGAAGUCGGAUCGAUAAGACGUGCCUUUUGUUCGCUUGUUCCGUGGAGGAAUUUUCUUUUUCAACAUGGAAAAAGAGUCCCGUUCCAAACCGAUUUCGAUCGAACCUAAGAACGUGUUCGGUCUCCGAACGGACAUCCUUGGGAAUGUGCACUUUACGGUGAAGCAGGAGAUCAUCUAUCCGGUGGCGGGCGUGCUGGCCAUCCACAACUUUAGCACCAACAAGCAGAAGUUUCUUAGAUUCCCGGAAAACUACCACCCGGAGCGGAUAGUAAUAAGUCCGGAUCGGAAGUUCAUUGCAGUUUCGGAGAAAAGUGCCGACAACAAAUCCCUCAUCAACAUCUACGAGAUUGCAACGCUGCGUAAGCGCAAAACCCUCCAGCUGCCCCCGGACUGCCCAAACACCCAGAUCGGCAACAUCUGCUUCACGUUUGACUCGCGCGGAAUAGCCGUCCUAUCGGUCGAACCGGAUGCCUUCCUAUCGAUCUUUUCGUUCGACAAGAACGAAUCUCUCAUCAUCGGACGGGCUUCAAACUCGAGCCAACAGGGUCAGGCCACGAUCCUGUCGUGCAACCCGAGCGAUGCCACGAUCGUGGCCGUCGGUGGAUACUGCAUGCUGAAGAUCAUGAACAAGACGGACAAGGGCUUUGGCCAGAUUGGAACGAUCAAGGGCGACAACCUGCAGGUGACCUCGAUCACGUGGCUGACGUCGGAAGCACUGGCUGCUGGAACGGCUGAGACGGAGCUGAUCAUCGUUGAAUCUGGAGAGCUGAAGUUCAAGUUGCGAGGAGACGAGAUCGAGCGCAUCGACCUGUCGGCGGAAACGGAAAGUGAGCUGUCGUCUACACCGAGUGGAUCGGAACUGAACAAGGAUAACCGCGACGUGCUCUGCUUGACGCAGUUCGACAAGGGAUUUCUGUACUCGAUCCACAAUGCCGUGCACGUGUUUGAGAAGACCUCGAACUACACCUUCAUCAAGAAGUCGGUCAUUCGGAUUCCCGUUACGCUGUACGACGAACAGUCGUACAAAAUCAUGAACGUCGCCGUGAACGCCGAACAGGACACGAUCGUGGUGGCGACCAAGCACUCGCAGAUCUACAUCGGAAUGCUGUUCGUGCCGGAGACGCUUAAGAUUAGCGAACUGGUCUUUCGACACCUCGGAGAGUCGCUGCACGUCAGCGGGAUUGUCGGGCUGUCGGUUUGCUCGUGGAAGCCGAUCAUCAUGACUGCUUCCAAAGAUCUAACGAUUCGUUUGUGGAACUACCAAAGCAUGAAGGUAGAGCUGGUCAAGAAGUUCCAGAUUGAGAUCGGGGUGAUCGCGCUCCAUCCGUCAGGCUUCUUCGCUGCCGUUGGUUUCAUCGACCUGCUCCGCCUGAUGCAGAUACAGCUGGACGACUUGAAGGUUACCAAGGCGUUCAACUUUCCCAACUGCACCCAGCUAAAGUUCUCGAACCUCGGCCACCUUCUGGCAGCCGCUCACGGCAAGAUCAUCAGCCUGAUAUGCAUCUUCACUUUUGAGGUCGUUCAAACGCUUAAAGGUCACAACGGUACGAUCCUGAGCUUGUCGUGGUCCACGGACGACGCAAUACUCGCUUCGGGUGGUAACGACGGAGCGAUCUACAAGUGGAACGUCGUCACCGGUGAGCGCAUGGAGGAGAUCGUCCAGAAGGGAAUUCACUACCGAUCGCUUGCGUUGACGAGUGAUGCGCACUCGGUGUUCGCGAUCACCAAUACGGGGUUGAUUCGGGAGAUGUGCAAGUCGGAUAUUCUUCGCGAGUUCAAAAUCCCAGACUUGACGCCCCUAACGGACAUUGGACUGUCGCGAUCGGACGCGAUCAUGUUUGUGGGCACCGAGAAGGGUCACCUGUACAAUGUGGACGGUAGCAACGGCAACUGUAGCAACAUUCGGUUCUUCAACACCAAGAUAACCAAGAUCUGCAUUACGUACAACGAUUGCACGCUGGUAACGGCGGCUGACGAUGGGACGCUGAUUGUGUGGAAGAUUUUGAACAAUGAGGGUAGAACGGCACCGCAAGCGCCGGAGCUGGGUGCUUGUACGGAUAUUCUGAUUGCGCGCCAGGAGCUGGUGGACAAGAACGAUUCCGUGCGCACGCUGGAGACCCGCAUCCAGCAGCAGAUCAUGGAGUUUCAAUACAAGAUGAAGCAGGGCGAUGCGUUCCACUCGGAGCAAAUGCGGGACAUUCAUCGGGACUAUUGUGCAGCGAUCGAGGACUUGAAGAAAAAGAACGAGGAAAUGGAGAUGGCUCACCUGGAGGAGUUCAACCUGAUGACGGCCAACAUUGCUCAAGCCAAGGAGGAGCACCAGAAGGAGCUGAUGGAUGUGGAGGCGCAGUUCCACGAGAAGAUCAUUAUGGAGUACGACAAAUUGACCAACAUGAAGCAGCGCAUGGACCAGAUGCGUGAAGACUACGAGAUUCGGCUUCGCCGUUCUGCGGGUUGCUUACAGGACACGAUCGAAUCGCUCGAUGCCGACCACAAGAAACAGCUGAACGACAAGCAGGAAAUCAUCAACGGACUGCUGAAGGAGAUGGAACGCAAGCGGAUGGAGUUUGACGAGUACUGCAAACAGGUCGACGUGGACAACGAUCGGAUCAAGGUAGAACUGCAGCUCAGUUACGAGAAGAAGCUACAGGAAGAGGAGGAAAACUGCAUGAAGUGGCGAGGAGAAGCCGGCGUGCUCAAGAAGAAGUUUUCAACGCUCAGUAGGGAAGCGGAAAGCUAUCGCAAGGAAAUCGAAACACUGCAGUAUCAGCAUGGAAAGUUCCAGCAAGCGAUCCGUCAACAUCAGAAGGAUAUCGAGGAUCUCAAGCGGGAGCUGAGUGAUCGAGAAGCGGUCAUCAAAGACAAGGAGAGGAAGCUGCACGAGAUGAGCAAGAAGAACGGAGAGCUGGAGAAGUACAAGCAAGUUCAGACGCACAAGAUCAACGAGCUGAAGAGUCAGAUCGAGCCGAAAGAGCGGGAAAUCAAGGAAAAGAAGGAAGUUAUUUGCGAGAUGGAGAAGAAACUGGAAGAACUCCAGCAGAACAACAAGCAGCUGGCACUGCAGCUGCAGGAACUACGAGACAAGUACUACGGCGCCGACUUGGAACUGCGUAAGGAGCGGAACAAGUUCCGCAGCUCGCGCCACCAAUACCAGCAAGUUUGUCGAGAAAUUUACAACGUUGCCGGAUUGAUCCAGAAGCCGGACGAGCUGAAGCGUGGCAUCAAGGAGCUCUGCCGCCGAUACUCGGACGACAAGGAGCUGCAGAAGACCCUCGCGCUGGACGAAGACGUCCAGAACGAGUUCCUCCGCCAGCGGGAACACCUCGAGAAGCUCACAAAGAACGCCAAACUCAAGGGCAACCAGAAGAAGGACACCGGCGAGACGAUGAAGCUGAUGAAGGAGAACAUGGAGCUGCUUGGGGAGCUGAACAAGCUGCGCGAACUGCUGAACGAGAAGCAGCGCGCGUGUACGCGCAUGGAAGCCCUGCUCGGGCUGUCCAGCAAGGCGAUCUCGCCGCGCGAGGCCAAGCUGAAGCUGGAAAAGGCCGUUGCGGACAAGGACGAACUUGAGGCUAGACAUCGUGAGCAGGUCGCCAAACUGCAAGAGGUCGUCAAAUCACUGUCGAACGAGAAUCAGAAUCUGCGCUCGGAGAUUGUGGCUAUGAACAGGAAAAAUAACGGCAGAUGAGCGGAUUGUGUUCAACCUAAAUUGUAUGAUUUUAGUUUUUGAAGCAUUUUAAACUCUUUAUGGAUGUAAAUGUACUCUUAUGUAAAUGGGCAAA